UGGUAGGUACUUCAACCAAUACCAUCUGAACCAUUAUUAAUAUAAAACUCCUGCCUAACAGUUGUAUAAUAUUAUCAUUGGUUAAUAUAUCCCUAAAAAUACAAAAAUAAUAAUUUUAUAAGCAAUAUACACAUGUUAUUUUUUGAUAAUCAUUCAAAAUUGUAUAAUGAAUAGUAUUUUUUUUUUCGUGAAUAAUUUACCAUAACAUAAUAGUAGGUAGAUAAAUAUUUCGUAAAUAACCUGUUAAUAUCAUAAUAUUAUUUUCGUCACCAGUCAUGAAGUCAACAAAUACUUUUAAUCUGGUUAUAUAUUCAUGCUUCAUAUUGGGAACGGUCGUUUUGUGUGAUAGAGAAUUAAAAAAACGACAAACAAAAUCUUGCAAUGAAAAAAUAGAAUACACUUGUGGAUCCGGCCAAUGCAUUGAUAUCACAUCUAUUUGUGAUGGAUUACGAGAUUGCAUUGACGGAUCUGAUGAAACAAAAGUUCUAUGUGGAUCGAACAUGUGUCCAACAUAUGCAUUCAAGUGCACAUACGGUGCUUGUAUAAAUGUGGAAAGUAUAUGUGAUGGUGUAGAACAGUGUCUUGACGGUUCUGACGAGAAAGGAUGUACCGAUUUAAUUUCACCACCAGUAACUAUAGGCUCUGUAGAAAACUCUGAAAAUAUUACAAUGGUAUCGGCAACUACAGAAUCGUCUACUAUAUCGACAUCUACAGUAUCGACAACUAGGACUACUUCAUUUCCUACAGUAAUUGCACUAAGCAGACCAAACAAUCCGAUGGAAUAUUCUUCCAAACAAAACAAAACUUGCGUGAUACCAAACACCGAAGGAACCAAGCACUUUUAUAAGGAUUCAAUUGAAAACGUUCCUGUUUCGAAUGGGGCUGUUGUUGAUCCUUAUCGCAUAGUUGAAGUAGACUGCGAAGAAGGAUAUUAUAAAAUUAUUCCGUACAAAUUUAUGGUUUGUUCUGAGUCUGGACAAUGGAAGCCAUUUGUUUCUAAUGAAUUGUGUUUGAAAAAAUGUCCUCCUAUGGUAUCAGAUAUAUUAGAUAUUAAAUGUUCACUGAAUGGAUAUAAUGUAAAUUGUUCAACACCAUCAGAACCUGGUACUAUAUUAACACAAUCGUGUAAAGUCAUGAAUUCACAUCAUUCAUCAAAAGGACAUGAAAUAACGAGUACUUCUAAAGAGUUGCUUUGUCUUAAAAAUGCAGAAUGGAAUGGACAACUACUAACUAGUUGUACAUCACAUAAAGAAUUAAUCUCAAAUAAAAUGAAAGAAUCAUCUGUAACAGCACCUUGGAAUGUAGAAAUAUAUAAAAUUAAUAACGAUGGUUAUUAUUACCGAACAUGUGGAGGAACACUGAUUGCUCCAAAUUUAGUUAUCUCUGCUGCUCAUUGUUUUUGGAAAAAGGGAUUAAGGAGGACAAUUAUAACAAAUGAAAACAAUAUUAUUAAAAUUGCCGUCGGAAAAGAAACUAAUCAUUUUUCUGUGAUAGACAAUAAAUAUACACAGUUUAUAGACAUAAAAUCAAUUUAUCUUAAGGAACGUUAUGAUGGCUCAAAUGGAAUGUAUGCUGAUGACAUUUCUAUAAUUGUGUUAGCAACCAACAUUGCCUUUAGUAAUGGUGUUUUGCCCGCUUCUAUCGAUUGGUCAUCAAAAUAUUCACUUUCUAAUGGAGAUUUAGGAAAGAUGUUUGGUUUGGGAAUCAAUAAUACUUGUACUGGAGAAGAUAAAUCGAUAUUAAAAUUAUAUACUUUAUCAUAUAUUGACCAUAGGACAUGUCGGCAAAUGUACAGAAAUGGAUUUGAAAAUUACAUUACCAGAGAUAAAGUUUGCACUGAUUAUAAAUUAGUUGCAGGAGAAAAAAAUCUUUUAGGUUUUGGCGGUUCGGGCUUAAUAUUUGAACACUAUGAACACAAUAUGCCUGUACAAUUUUUAACUGGAGUACUUAGUAUCAAGGAUUUAAAUUCAAUGAAAUCAGUAGCAGUAUUUACAAGUAUAAAACAUCACAUACAUUGGAUUCGUAAUAUUUAUUUAAAUCAUGGAACUAAACCUAAAAGAAUAAGGAGCCAACGUUAUACUCCAGUAAAUUAUUUAUUACAUAAUAUUAGUCAAAUAGUCAUCUCAAAGUUUGUAUCAGUCAUCGGAACCUCUUCGCUUAUAUAACUGACCUACUGCACUAAAUAAACGUUCCACGUGAGCUGAAGAAGGAGUUGCUGUAUUAGAUUGAAUAUACCUAUAAGCAUUUUUUUAAAACUAUUGGAAAAUCUAUAGUGGAGUUUUAAUAUUGAUGUUUGAAAAAUAAUUAUUUGCAAUAAUUUGUAUAUCAUUAUUUUCAACAUAUUGGUUUCAUUUUAAAUAGGUUAUAGGUAGGAGCAUUGAGCAUAAUCCAAAACAGUAAUGAGUAAUGACUAAUGACUAUCAUUUGGUUAUUCAUGACGAAAAUAUUUUAUUAUAAUAUGUUCUUGAGAAU
Messenger RNA from Rhopalosiphum padi (bird cherry-oat aphid), 2472 nucleotides. Its product is annotated as modular serine protease-like. The record is from RefSeq and is a predicted model, not a curated record. Gene Ontology annotation, biological process: proteolysis. Lineage: Eukaryota; Metazoa; Arthropoda; Insecta; Hemiptera; Aphididae. Gene Ontology annotation, molecular function: serine-type endopeptidase activity; protein binding. The transcript is spliced from 12 exons. The coding region runs from base 276 to 2165 and encodes 629 amino acids.